AAUUGAGCCACAACCAUCGUAGCACGACAGUUAUACUCCCAAAUCUCGCCUAAUCAACUUCUUCUCUCGCCGAUUUAAUCGUAACGGUCAUAUUUCAUCAUAUAUUCCCACAUUCCCAACUAUCCGAUCACUCCCCGAAAAAGCACUUUUGUGAAAAGCCGCCUUCCUUCAUACUCUGUGAUUUCUCACUCUCCCUCUCUCUCUCUCUGCUUUCCUUUUUUUUUUUUUUUUUUUUUUUGCGAUUGUUUAAUUUUCUCGGAGCUGCGGAACUCGCAGGGAUAGUCGGAGGUUUUGCUUUUAGGUCCCUGGAGUUUUGUUAAUUUGUGAGGGGUUAGGGUUUUUGGAGGAUGAGAUUUGAAUGGGAUUUUGUGUUUCUGCGAUGGUAGCUGCUGUGUCGACGACAUUGAACCCCAAGGCCGCGUCCCAAGGAGGAGGUCGUCCCCAAAACGCCACCGUAAGGCCUCCUCUUCUGCCUUCUGAACCCGACAAUGGCUUCGCCGUUCCUCGCCGCCUCAAAGCUCGGGAGGUCACUUCCCGGUACAUGUCCUCCUCAUCUUCUACUUCUUCCUCUACUUGUUCGAAUUCGAGGCGUUGUCCCUCUCCGUUGCCGUCCAGAACCGGCGGUUCGACGGCGGCGACGCCGUUGUCGCAGUCUGUGAAGCGCUCGCAAUCGGUGGAGAGGAGGAGAGCUGUCACUCCUCGACCCAAUUCUUUGAAUUUGAGGACCGGGAAUGUUGGUGCUGGAGGCGGUGAAAUGUCCGCGGCUCAGAAGCUACUGUUCACUUCAACGAGGAGCUUAUCGGUGUCGUUUCAGGGCGAGUCGUACUCGCUCCAGGUGCGUAAAGCGAAACCGGCGCCGUCUCCGAGUACAAGGAAAGGCACUCCGGAGAGGAGGAAGGCGACGACGCCGUUUGGAGCAGAUCAGAGUGAGAAUUCCAAGCCGACAGAGCAGCAGCGGUGGCCUGCGAGAUUGCGACAACCGAAUAGUAUGAGUAGGAGCUUGGAUUGCACGGAUGAGAGGAAGAGGAUGAGUGGAUCUGGCGCCAAUGUGGUUAGAGCAUUACAAAGCUCAAUGGUGGAUGAUGUUGAUGGGAGAUUGAGGUUGAAUUCCUGCAAUUUAGUCUCAGGGAAAGCUACUGAGGCUGUUGAUGGGGGCAAUUCAGGUAAUACACAGUCCGAGACCGAGACUUGGUCGAAUUUUGAUAGUGUGUCUUUUGGCAGUGCUAAUUCAGGACCGCACGAGCUUGGUAAUGGCUGUGGUGGCGGCACCAAUGGCUACGUUGGUGUUGGACAAGCACCACGGCCUAGAGGGAUUGUUGUGCCUGCAAGGUUUUGGCAAGAGACUAACAGUAGAUUGCGCCGCCAAUCAGAGUCUAAUAAGGGUAAUGCAACCAAAAAUAUGGGUUCUCCUAAACAUAUUGAGAGCAACAGGUUAUCUAUGGAUAGUCCAGUGUCAUCUCCUCGAGGUGUGGUGAAUAGCAGGGGGCAGUUAUCCCCUAUUCGUGGAGCUGCUGGGCCUGCUUCGCCUAGUAAGCUCAGCAGGUCGUUGGUGCCAUCUUCGCCUAUGAGGGGAUUGAGCCCUUCUCGGAUGAGGAAUGGAGUGUUGGCUACUCCAAGUAGUAAUUUGAGCAUGCCUUCAGUUUUAAGUUUCGCUGCUGAUGUUCGAAGAGGGAAGGUUGGAGAGAACCGGAUGGUUGAUGCACAUGUGGUGAGGCUAUUACAUAACCGGCUCUUGCAGUGGCGCUUUGUAAAUGCAAGAGCUGAUGCCACCCUAGCUGCACAGAGGUCCAAUGCAGAGGGAAGCCUCUAUAAUGCAUGGGUAACGAGUUCAAGACUUUGUGAAUCUGUAAGACAAAAACGGAUUGAGUUACAUCUGCUGAGGCAACAUGUGAAGAUAACAUCCAUCCUAAAGGGGCAAAUAACAUAUCUGGAAGAGUUGUCACUUAUGGAUCGGGAUUACUCGGAUUCUUUGUCAGGGGCCAUUGAAGCUUUGAAAGCUAGCACGCUCCGCCUUCCAGUUGUUGGAGCAAGGGCUGAUGUCUACAAUGUGAAGGAUGCUAUUUCUUCAGCAGUUGAUGUGAUGCAAGCGAUGGCAUCAUCAAUAUGUUUAUUGUUAUCGAAGGCUGGGGAUGUGAACUUUUUGGUGGCUGAACUUGCAAAUAUAACUGCGAAGGAGCAUGCUUUGCUUGGUCAGUGCAGAGAUCUAUUGUCAACAGUUGCAGCCAUGCAGGUGGAGGAAUGUAGCCUCAGGACGCAUAUUUUACAACAGAAAAGCGUACCUGACAGCCUCACGGCGGAAGUGUAAAGCUAAACCGUAUCAUGACUGCCUAAACAGCUAACAACAACAUCAGAUUCUUUUUCCUUUUGCACAUAUUUACCUUCGAAUCCAUGAAGCCGAAGCGAAAACAAGAGAAGAAGACUCAAUUAUGCCUGUUGCUGUGUUUAAGGUACUACGCGGAAUUGAGAUGUUUACGUGCAUAGAUAGCAAGAAAUUUGUGUUGUCAAUAUCAAAUUAAUUUGUAUACACCUUUACUUUAUCCGCAAGUAAAGAGGAAGGAUAGAGAUGUUCUCCGGAUCUCGAACCGGGCAAUCCGAACCACUUAAAUUGAAUCCGGGUGUCUCCAUUAACUCAUUCAGCUGGGCAUCUCACAUAAACCGACGAAUCGGAUUUCCUGGUUCCUAAGCUCCGGACACUAAAGUUUGUAGGGUAUCCAAAGUCCAAGAGGAAAAUGUGUAAAUAUGUGCAGUGAUGCUUUUAAUUUAUAUUUAAUUUAAUAGCUUUUCUAUUA
Malus domestica (apple) is the source of this 2789-nucleotide messenger RNA. RefSeq names its product QWRF motif-containing protein 2-like. Gene Ontology annotation, molecular function: microtubule binding. Lineage: Eukaryota; Viridiplantae; Streptophyta; Magnoliopsida; Rosales; Rosaceae. The record is from RefSeq and is a predicted model, not a curated record. Gene Ontology annotation, cellular component: cytoplasm; nuclear microtubule; centrosome. Gene Ontology annotation, biological process: centrosome cycle; spindle assembly.